ACGAAUCGUCUUCCGAAGAUAUUUCUUUCUUUUUUUGGAUUUCUCCAUGCAAGCAAAAGCCCUAAGAAAAGAACACCAACCAUUCGCAAUCGUGCGACGUGAACAUUCCGGCAUAACGGAAGAAUUCGAUUGCUGAAGGAUUAUUGAAAUUGAAAGUUAUAGUGAUUGAGUUUUGGUUUUCCUGAUGGUGGAAGAAGCAAAAUUGGAUUCAAAAUCGAAAUCGAUUCCGAAUGAGAAUUUGAGAUUCGGAGAAAGGGCUUUGUCUGCCGGCGGCGCCGCUUUUUUAUCGGCGGUCAUAGUUAAUCCCCUCGAUGUUGUUAAGACGAGAUUACAAGCACAGGCUGCAGGAGUUCCGUAUCAAGGCUCGUGUCGUCUUGGUUGUUUCGAUACGAAUUCCAAGGUGGUACAUGGUUUGAGAAGUAAUUCUGCUCCAGGGAUGUGUAGAAUUACUGGCUCUGCAUCUGUAUGCUCAGAUAAUCAGUACAAGGGAACUCUUGAUGUCUUCUACAAAAUUAUCCGCCAGGAACAACUUUAUGCAGGAAGGGUUUUCUAGGCUUUGGAGAGGUACAAACGCAAGUUUAGCUUUGGCCGUUCCGACUGUUGGGAUCUACAUGCCUUGUUAUGAUUAUUUUCGCAACAUAAUGGAGGAGUUCACGACAGAGAAGUCCCCAACUUUGACGAUUUAUGUCCCUCUAGUUGCCGGGACAUUAGCCCGCUCCUUGGCUUGUAUCUCUUGUUACCCUGUUGAGUUAGCCAGGACACGGAUGCAGGCCUUUAAGGGAACGCAGAGAGAUGUGAAACUGCCUGGCGUUUGGAAGACAUUGGUUGACGUCGUCAAUCCAGUCAAGGGAUCAAAUAAUGGCUACAGGAUGUUAUGGACUGGUCUUGGUGCUCAACUUGCUAGGGAUGUUCCAUUCUCUGCAAUCUGCUGGUCGAUACUUGAGCCUACCCGGAGAAGCAUUCACGCGGCCAUGGGUGAAGAACCAGGGGCAGGCAGUAUAAUAGGUGCGAACUUCACUGCUGGUUUUGUUGCGGGUGCAGUUGCUGCUGCAGCUACUUGCCCACUAGAUGUUGCAAAGACUAGGCGUCAAAUAGAGAAGAAUACAGAUAGAGCCAUGACAAUGACCACUAGACAAACCUUAGCAGAGAUUUGGAGGGACGGAGGAAUAAGAGGGAUGUUUAGUGGAGCAGGGGCUCGGGUGGGACGAGCAGGACCAUCUGUAGCCAUUGUGGUAUCCUUUUACGAAGUGGUCAAGUAUGGACUGCACAAGUUUCACCAACAGUAAGUCAGUAACACUUAUAGUUACUGUAGACAGAUUUUGUUUUGAUGCGAAGCUAAAAAGAACCCUUCCGCGUCUAACUCAAUAAAGAGGUUGUUGCCGUAUGAGGUGCUUACUACACCUUAACAAGGCAAAACGUGAAAUUUAUUCUUUUUUUUUGGGGUCAAGAAGGAAUAUUAUUUAUUCAAGUUGUUUUUCGUUUUAAUAUUUUUUUUGUAAGAAGAAAGUAAAGUUAUUUUUUUAACACGAGAUUCUUAUGGCAGAAAAUGAACUUGAUGUUGAUCAAGGGUGUGUAGCAAAGUCAUUUCUCAAUAAAUAACAUGGCAUAUAUAAUAAUUC
Molecule: messenger RNA, 1619 nt
Organism: Arabidopsis lyrata subsp. lyrata
Lineage: Eukaryota; Viridiplantae; Streptophyta; Magnoliopsida; Brassicales; Brassicaceae
Product: mitochondrial carrier protein MTM1
Exons: 9
Coding region: 498-1286 (262 amino acids)
Biological process (GO): mitochondrial transmembrane transport
Source: RefSeq, a predicted model, not a curated record